Messenger RNA from Ziziphus jujuba (common jujube), 3176 nucleotides. Its product is annotated as subtilisin-like protease SBT5.4. The coding region runs from base 75 to 2471 and encodes 798 amino acids. Gene Ontology annotation, biological process: proteolysis. The record is from RefSeq and is a predicted model, not a curated record. Gene Ontology annotation, molecular function: serine-type endopeptidase activity. The transcript is spliced from 10 exons. NCBI's taxonomy places the organism in Eukaryota, Viridiplantae, Streptophyta, Magnoliopsida, Rosales, Rhamnaceae.
CUCUUCCACUAAAUGGGAGUUUUUUUUUUUUUUUUUUUUUUUGCAGCAUAAUCAAUUAAUUCAAAGUCAACUCGAUGGAUUUCUCUGUCCUUCCUUCCUUGCUUCUCUCACUUCUGCUUUUCUCUCUGUUGCAGACGUCCACACUUUGCAUCAGGAAGCCAUAUAUCGUUUACUUAGGAGCACAUUCUCAUGGUUCAGACCCUUCAGCAAUGGAUCUCCAACAAGUUCGAUAUUCUCAUUAUGAUUUUCUGAGUUCUUUCCUAGGGAGCGAUGAGAAGGCCAAAGAUGUGAUGUUUUACUCAUAUUCUAGACAUAUCAAUGGCUUUGCUGCGGUUCUUGAAGAGAAUGAAGCAGCACAGAUUGCUAGUAAUUUUCAAAAUAGUUCAAUUUUUGGCUGUUUCAAGUCUCUAAAUGGUUUCUUUCUUAUCCAUGCAGAGCAUCCAAGUGUUUUAUCAGUAUUUCAAGACAAGGGAAUAAACCUGCAAACUACACGGUCAUGGAACUUUCUCGGAUUAGAGGGAGAAGACGGAUCAGUUCCUUCGAACUCCAUUUGGAAGAAGGCAAGGUUUGGCGAACAUACAAUCAUUGGAAACAUAGACACUGGCGUUUGGCCUGAAUCAAAAAGCUUUAGUGAUAAAGGAAUGGGACCCAUUCCUUCAAAGUGGCGUGGAAUGUGUCAGCAGGACACCAAAGGAGUUAGUUGCAACAGGAAGUUGAUUGGAGCAAGGUACUUUAAUAAAGCUUAUGCUGUAUAUGCUGGUCCUCUGAACUCCUCCUUUUUCACCUCACGAGACUACGAUGGCCAUGGUUCUCACGCCCUAUCCACGGCUGGUGGUAGCUUUGUUCCAGCAGUAAGUGUUUUUGGUAAUGGAAAUGGAACUACCAAGGGUGGAUCACCAAAAGCUCAUGUUGCAGCUUAUAAGGUUUGCUGGCCACCAAUUGGUAGAGUUCAGUGCUUUGAAGCAGAUGUCCUUGCUGCUUUUGAUGCUGCAAUAAGCGAUGGUGUCGAUGUUAUUUCAGUAUCUCUAGGAGGUGCUUCCAAUGAGUUUUUCGAAAGCUCCAUCUCCAUAGGAUCCUUCCAUGCAGUUCAAAAAGGCAUUAUUGUUGUUAGCGCUGGUGGAAACUCAGGACCUGACCCAGGAUCCAUAUUGAACGUAUCACCGUGGAUGCUAACAGUGGGUGCCAGCACAAUUGAUAGGGAGUUCACAAGCUAUGUCACUCUUGGCAAGAAACAGCUCAGGGGAGAAAGCAUGUCAGAUAGAGGUUUGCCAUCUGAGAAGUUCUAUCCACUGAUCAAUGCUGUAGAUGCCAAAGCUUUCAAUGUGUCAGCUAGAAAAGCUCAGAUAUGCGAAGCUGGAACACUUGAUCCCAAGAAGGUGGAAGGAAAGAUCCUGGUCUGCCUUCGAGAAUAUGAUGAUAGUGGAAGAACUAGGAAAGGCGAGCAGGCUGCUCUUGCAGGUGCCGUGGGGAUGAUACUGGUUAAUGAUGAGCUUAGCGGAAAUGAUGUUGUAGCUGAUCCUCAUGUUCUUCCUGUUUCACAUAUCAACUUUACAGAUGGCAAAUAUGUCUUUGAUUACAUAAAAACUACAAAGGCUCCUAUGGCUUACAUGAGUAGAGCAAAAACAGAAUUGCAGAUAAAGUCAUCUCCAUAUGUGGCUUCAUUCUCAUCUAGGGGGCCUAAUCUGCUUGAGCAAGCAAUCCUCAAGCCUGACGUCAUUGCACCAGGGGUGAGCAUAAUUGCAGCUUACACUGAAGCAACUGGGCCGACUAAUCUAAUACUUGAUAAGCGCCGUGUUUCUUACAAUGUGCAAUCUGGCACAUCUAUGUCAUGCCCUCAUGCUUCUGGAAUUGUGGGACUUCUCAAGACACUCCACCCAGAUUGGAGUCCAGCAGCUAUUAAAUCUGCAAUCAUGACCACAGCUACAACACUAGAUAAUGAAAAGGAACCAAUACUGGAUUCAUCCCAUCUCAAAGCAACACCGUUUGAUUAUGGUUCAGGACAUGUUCAACCAAACCAUGCAACUGAUCCAGGACUAGUUUAUGACCUGGCUAUCAAUGACUACUUGAACUUCUUAUGUGCCCGUGGCUACAAUGAAUCAAUAAUCAAACUAUUCUCCAAUACAGCUUAUAAAUGUCCCAAAUCAUUCAGUUUAUUAGAUUUCAACUACCCUUCAAUUGCAGUUCCUAAUCUCAAUCAAGAGUCAAUUACCAUUAAAAGGAAGGUAACAAAUGUUGGUCCCCCAGGCACAUACAAUGCAUCGGUAAAGGAACCAGAAGGAGUGUUGGUUUUGGUUAAGCCCAGGAGCUUGAAUUUCAAGAGAACUGGAGAAGUUAAGAAGUUUAAGAUCAUUUUCAAACCUAAGAUUAAGGGUGAACCUAAAGACUAUGCAUUUGGAGAGCUUAUUUGGUCAAACAACAAGCAGUAUGUCAGGAGUCCUCUUGUAGUGAAGCAUUACAAGAUUAAUAUGUAGUGGAUUGAUGAAGUUGUUCUUCAUUUAUCCAUUCAAUUUAGCAAAAUAAAAUUUGUGACUUGCCUUUUUCGGAGAAAUGAUUGAUUGAUGAAAUGGCAAUGUUAGUUAGCCAAAACUAUUCAGUCAUAUGCUGCUUUACAGUUUAUUUUCUACUCAAAAACAUUGAUUAAUCUAGCAGAAACCAAAUGAAAAUAGUCGUAUAAUUGGCAAAAACAGAAAAUAAUACCCAGAAAUAUCAUUUGGGUCACCUAGGUCAUCAUCUUGCGGAAGCAACUGUACAAGGAUCAAACGCCUUGACUUUGUGACCACUAUUGAAUUUCUUGAUACUUUUCUUCACUUUGAUUAUCUUUGUCCCAGUGGUAUUGAAAAGUCUUAGAAAUCGAACGAUCAAAGAAACACACACACACACACACACACACACACACACACACACACACACACACACACACACAUAUAUAUAUAUAUAUAUAUAUAUAUAACUGAAAUAUGCAUGAUCCUAAUGGAAAUUUUUAGCUCCUUUACACUCAGAUUAGCCCCUAAAACUGUGGAAAAUCUACAAAGCUCCCGAAUUAUCGUACUCCCCACUCACAAAAUAACAAAACCUUAUAAGUGGGAAGUGCGGUACUCCCGGAAUAUUGAAAUCUUGCUUACCAAACUAUAUUUAAGGGCAAUAUAUCAAAAGAGCUACAAAAUAAAAAUAAAAAU